Molecule: messenger RNA, 724 nt
Organism: Dentiscutata erythropus
Lineage: Eukaryota; Fungi; Glomeromycota; Glomeromycetes; Diversisporales; Gigasporaceae
Source: the annotation of a GenBank genome assembly
UCAAGACAAAAUUGUAGCUUGUGGAUAUUUACUUAUAAAAGAAAAGAAUAUCAAUGAAACUUACUAUUGGUGCUGUAAACAUAAAGUUUUACGAAAUUGCAAAGGAAGAGCAAUAACUGUUUUGGAAAGACAAGACCAUAUUUUGAAAAAGUUUAAGGAGCAUAACCAUGCACCUGAGGCCAGUCAUACAAAGAUUAUUCAAAAUAUUGUUAUUAAUAUGUUUGAAGAAUCUUUUUCAUAUAUGCCUAGUAAUAAAGCUAUAUAUAAACAAAUUUCUUAUACUAGAACUAAAAAUAUGUCUACACAACCUCAGUCAUUAGAAAAUAUUAAUGUUUUAGAACAGCUACAUAUAACUAUAAAAGGAGAGCAAUUUUUAGCAAAAGAUAUUGAAUUUAAUAAUGAAAAAAUUAUGAUAUUUUGUAUAACAAACAAUCUUCACUAUUUAGAAGAAGCUAGAUAUUGGCUUAUGAUAGUACCUUUAAGACUGUUUCAACAUUAUUUUGACAAAUGUAUACUAUCUAUACUCUUGUUAGUAGAGAAAACAGAAGAAAGUUAUACACAAUUAUUUCAAGAACUGAUUAAUUUAGGUUAUGAAGCUAGAUAUGAAUUAAGCCCACCAAUUAUUAUAACAGAUUUUGAACAAUUUGUUAUUAAUUCUAUUCAUUUAAAUUUUUCUAAUUCAACCAAUAAAUGUUGUUUUUUUUAUCUUUGUCAAAGUCUUUGA